Messenger RNA from Bicyclus anynana (squinting bush brown), 6979 nucleotides. RefSeq lists its product as uncharacterized. The coding region runs from base 204 to 3482 and encodes 1092 amino acids. The record is from RefSeq and is a predicted model, not a curated record. Lineage: Eukaryota; Metazoa; Arthropoda; Insecta; Lepidoptera; Nymphalidae. The transcript is spliced from 6 exons.
GCUUCAGUUAUGCGCGAGUCGUCAAUACGAAUGAGCGUGCGUUACGUUCGCAGUGACAGAAUAUCCGUGCCGAUGUUUUAGUGCUCAAAAUUGAAACAUUUAUUUGCGUGACACAAAAAGUUGUACCCAGUGAUAACAAUGGACGGAUAAUCUAGCGGAGGUUCACUUUUAAAUCGGCGGGAGUGUCAUCGAUGGCUUGAGCCAUGUUCCGUACGGCGUCAGCUGAGGGCUCCGGGCCGAGGACGCCGCCCGCCUACGCCCCGCACCCCCCCUACGUCCCGCCGCGCUUCUUUCCGCCCCGGAUCCGCCCGCCGCCGCCUCAGUACUGCUUCGAUGCCGCCCGCUUCGCCUGCGACGCUUCUAAACCUAGAUACCUCGACGUGGAAAGAGAGAGACUCGUCACAAGAUGGCUGGCCGAAGCAAACGAAGCGCUAGUCCGAAGAGACCGUCCGCCGAGGUACAAACCGAGAAGCAGCGAGCGGAGGCCGGAUUUCCUAGAGCGUCGGCCGAACGCACCCGAGUGGGCGGACAAUUUUCUUCUCGGCCGACGGAACGGUUCCGCCGAGCCGGAAGACGAAAAUAGUGAUGUGAUGACCUUGAAAGAGUUUGUUGAUAAGUUCUCCUUGCCUCGUGUCGUGAGGUUUGAAGGAGAAGAUAGGGCUGUGCUGUUAUAUCGUGUGUUAGAAGCGCAUAGGCGGGUCGAGGCUGUGCCGUUGUCUGGGAAGAAAGGAAAACUCGUUGGGAAGCCGCUCUACAUCCCUGAUUCGUAUGAUGGUUGGUUUUCGGCGUGCGGAUGCCGUGGUGGCGCGCUGGCGGCGCCCCGGGGCUCCAUCGCGGCGCUGCUGCGGAGUAGAGCCUUCGCCCUUGUGUCCCCGCGUGCUAUCUCCGCCUACCGAGCGAGGCCUACUUCUGAUAGCGGACGGGUGGGCGCGCAGUACGAGCGUGCCUGUACUCGGCCGGGUACACCGCUGCGGCUGGCGGGCGUGUUCGCGGACGGCAGCAAGGCGAAGGCGCCCAAGUACGCACAGCUCCUCGACCCGCAGGGCAAUGAGCUCUUCGUGCCCAUCAACACCAAGGGCGAGAUGUACGAGGUUUGUCCUGAAGAGCUGUCGCCUACGGAGUGGGAAGAGACUCCCUCCGCUGUUCCCGUGCCUCCAGAGAUAGCGCAGAGAGCUCACCGUCUACCCCACCUACUGAGCCUGUGGAGGCUUCCGACAAGAGUCAGGCUGUUAGCUGGCACUGUACCCAUUGAGAUGGCGCAUGAUGUUGGAGACGAUCUACUACUGAGAGCGGCGAGCACAGAACCGGUGUUGGUAAUGUGCACUCUACCUGAAUAUAACUCCUUGCCGUCCAGUCCGAGCAAGCAAGUGGACCCGCGGUAUCACGCCAAGGAGACGCUGCAACUCCUGCCGCUAAACAGCAACAUCAAGAUACGAAGAACACAGCUCGGAUUCGAAAAUGAAAAGAGGAUGUUCCUCUCCGCUCGUCUCCAGAAAGCACUAACUUUCUGUCAACUGAACGUUGACAACUGGAUCAGGCAGAUCUCGUACGCAAACUCGACUGUCGUAAGCAAAGCAAAAACAGCAGAGGAUCUUAUCAAAGAAGACCACGAACCAGUAAAGUUUGAAAAAGAAAAGAAAUUCACCCUCCAAGGCUUAAAGUUAGAUCCAACGAGGCUAUUUGGCAAAAGUGAUAAAGUAUUAAAAGAUAUACCAGAUGAAACUGAAGGUUCUAUAAUAUUUUUAAGUAAAAACGAACUCGAGCACAUGAACUACGAUGUUUAUAGUGAUGACGAAGGAAAGGAUGAUAAGAGCGAGGAGAAAGACGAAACAGAACAAUUUAAUAGCGACAAAAUGCAUGUAUUUAGAGAGGACGCAGAAAAAAAGAAAGGUAAUUGGUUUAAAAAUUUCAAACUAUUGAAGAGCACGGAGAAGUUGAACGAUAAAAUAACAGCAAUAGAAAACGGUGAAAAAUAUAGAGAUAUUAAAGAUCCGUUUGAUCCAUUGGGUGAAAAACAUAGUUCCAUUGAACGAUACCAAGAUAUGGCUAAACUUAUCGAAGAUCGCUUUGGAGCUUUUAGAAAAAAUGACGGUACAGCUGAAAAGAGUCAUUCAUAUAAAAGUCUUACAACAUCUUCGUCUGAAAUGGGGACAAGUCAAUGUAGUUCCAGUCAUAAAAAACCAGUACUGACAAAAUCAGUCUCAGUUCAGACUGGUAUGCCAGAUGGCUCCUGCACGGAAGAAGAAGACAGUGGUAUCAAUAUGAAGCAUGGCCGUAAGAACCUUAGUGUGGAUCAAAUAAAUUAUUGCGGUUCUAUGGAAAGUGAUUCGAGUUCUGGCAGAAAAUUGAAAUCAUUAGAUGAAAAUAUGCUAAAGAAAUCGUCAGCAACAAAAUCCUCUACAAAUCUUGAAAGGCGACAAAGGAUACAGCCAGAUUUGAUCCCAGAAAAAGCUAUGGUUAAAUCUGAGUCAUAUAAUCAAAUACAAAGCUGCGAAGAUAUCAAUAUGUUUGGUGCUGGUUCACUUUAUAAUGAUAAUGACUUCGAAAUAAAUUAUAAGCAGCACUCGUUUAUUACUGAAAAAUUAUGUUCCGAAUUUCACGUUAAAACUAAAAGAGUAUUAAGCAAAUCCACUUCAAAUUUACUCCACCCUAAAAAGUCGAGCGACAAAAAAGAAACAAAUAACAGCAACAGCAUGCCUACCAAAACUGAACAUUCAAACGAAAGUGAAAAACUUCUUAAUUUUAGAAAAAAAAUUGAUAAACCAAGGGCACCUACGCCCAAAUCUGAAAUAGAAGAGUCAGUUCCUGUAGAUAUAUCAGAAGAAGAGCCUCAAAUACAAAAGAAGCUAAGGCGAUCUAUAUCUUCUAUUCAAAAGCGAAAGUUACCGGUUAUUGAAGAUUUGCCAUAUGGACAAGUUGCGGAUGCUGUACAUUUAGAAGAGGAAAAAAUAGACACAGAUUCUAGUUCCGAUAAUAUAUAUGCUGAAAUUUGUAGUCCUAAUGGUAAUAAAACAAAUGAAGAAGAAAAUUAUGACUACAACGUCGACGUGCUUGCAACGGACCCUGUGAUAUGCAAUGUCAAAAAAGAAAUUAGUAAUCGCAACGACGAGAGGGCAAGACAGAUGAGUGUCAACCAAGACAAUGCGUUUAGGCACAUAGAAGUUGUGGUUAUAGAAAAAACGACAGACUUCGAAUUGGACAAUUCAAGUAUUGCUUCCAGUGAAUUUGACGAAACUGGAAGUAAGAACGAUGUUUCUAUAGCAAUAGAUUCUUGGGAACGCGAUAAAAACAAGAGUGCGGAACCAAAACUGCACGCUAUUAGAUUAGAGAUAACUAGCAAUAUGGACGAUUACCCAGUUGAGAGUCAAAGCUUACAAACGACGGAGGUUCAGCUUUGUAAAGAUAAUUCCCUAAGUUUUAGUAAUAGUAUCCAUUUGAAUGGUACAUAUCCCAACGAGGCCAUCUAUGAUACUUUAAAAUAGUAUAGUUGUAUUAUAUUAUUCCAAACUGUGUAAGAGUCACAAAAUGUUCAAGUAGUCACAUUCUUUGAACGGUAUUUAAAAUAUCGCCUCUUUGUCGCUUUAAUAGGACUUCGCUUCAUUUCUAAGGUACUUAAAUUACUUAACCAUGUGUCAUAAUAUAAGUACCUACUAGUUAAUAAUAAUUUUCACCAAACAUUAUUACUUAUAUGAGUAACAAACAACAUGAGCAAACAAAUAUAACGGUAAGGUUCCACAAGUUUACUUUUGUUACAAUUGUUACUUACUUAAAAAAGUUUUAUAGUUUUACCUUAAUUUACAAUUGAAGAAACUACAUACCGCAUGGAACACAAUUAUAACAAAUUGAACCUAUUUAAAAAAAAUAGAUAAUUCUUACCAUUUUGUGAAAUUAACCUAACCUAACCUACUACUUAUAACCAGUGUUAAAUAAUGUGCCUAAUUAAUGCUAAGUUCACGAACCUAUAACAACAUAGGCACACAUUAAGCUUUGAUUUAGGCUGUAUAUAACUGUAGUUAAUACAGCUUAAAGAUAACUUAUCAUGUCAGGUUUUAUAUCUAAUAGUGAGAGAUCGUCUAAUCUAAAAUUGCACGCCCAUCUAUUUAUUUUCAAAAUGUGUGAGAGGAAUUCUUACUCUCAUCUCAAUAUUUUAUCAGAAGAUAUUCUUAUGCAAGAAGCUUAUUAAAAUUAUGUCCGCAAAUUUAUAGGUGCAACUGAAUCUGCGGAUAAUCACCGCAAUGUGUUGCGGUGAUUAUAAACGCUAACGCUUAGAAAACUAAACAAAUGUAUGUGAAUGACAGAUCCGAUUGAUAACUUGAUCACGUGACCAGUCGAUAACGAAUAUCAUUCCCUUACAUCAUUUAACAGUUCGAUACGCUGAUGUAUGCUUUCUUGCAUUUUCUCAUUGUGAUUAUUAGCUGAUCCGUAUUUGUUAUAGCUACUGACCGUAAAUGUAGUGACAAUUUGUAUUGCGUCUAUACACCUACCUCGCGUCAGGACAUAAACAUGAAAGGAACGUUAAUUUUGUUAGUCGAUCUCUACCUACUUAUCCAUCUAUCUACUGACUUUUUGUAAUAUUACUUUGGCACCUACAUUAUAAUUUUUAAUCUCAACGUUUAGGUAGUGUUAAAUGCAAUGUUUCAUUCAAAAACGCAAGAUCUCCUGUCUAAAGAUGGCCAAAAUCGGUGCUAAUAUUCUUAGGUGCUCAAAUUAAUUAUAAUCUUAUUCUAUUUAAGGCUUACACUAUAUAGAAAUAUAGCCAUCUUGAUACUUUUAUAUACGAAAUAAUCCGGUAUAGUUUUAUAAAUAUUAUGAUCGAGAUUUAAAGUCCUAGUGCUAUUCUGUAACGGUUGUUUUUUUAAAUGUACAGUGUGAGUUUCGAAUACUUGCGGCUAUCUCUCUCUGUCUGUGGUGUUAGAUAGAGAGAGAGAUAGACACAGACGAAUUUCAGAACUUAUACUGUCGAGUUACAAAAACGUCUUACAGAAUAGCACACUAAGCAAGUAUGAUAGACCUUCGUUUUAAAAUUUAAAUGUAAAAUCCAAAUUUUUGGGACCUAUCACACAAAAUAAAUCGAUUUGUGACAUUUUAAAAUAUUUUAAUUUUCAAGAAUAUUUUAAUACCUAUCAAUAAGUACUUAAUGUUUUUUUAGAACAAUUCGGCUAUAUUUCUAUUAUAUCACAUAUCACAUGACAAUUACGCUACUGUAAAUUUUUGUAUUAUAUAGUUCUAUAUUGUAUCAUAAUUUUUUAAACGAUUUAAGUCUGAUGCACUCGAAAACGAAAUGUAUUUUAAAUGAAUAUUGUUUCAAAGAGAUGCUUUCAAGAUACGAAUAAACGAAUAAUAAAAUGAAUUUUCUUUUAUUUAUUAGCGAGGAAAGGAUGCUGAAAACUGUCUUAUACCUAAAUUGAAUCAGAAAAAGAAAGUUUGUAUAAGUAGGUACCUUAGACCAUUAAUAACUGGACGUGGUUCGCUAACCGUUACCCCUCUGGCAAAGAUCAAAAAUCUAUGAUCUAAUGCGUUUAUAAAAACUGUUGCCACAGAAUCGAUGUUUCAUUGUUGUAAUCGUUUUCGUCGUGUAUGGAACUCCCUAAAAAUGCCGGUUUGUGUAGUUAAAUGGCAUAAAAAAUAUUAAUGGUCUAAGGUAGGUAGGUACCUACCUACUACCUAUCUAAUAAUGUUCGAAAACACAUUAAAUCUUCGAAAAUAAAUCAGAGAAAGAGUUGAUAUUAUAUACAUUUAGUAGCCUGUCAAGUUAACUAUUCUAAACCUUUCUAAUAUGAAUACAAGUUUAUGCUACCUUUUGAAAUUGAUGAAUUUUAGUCACAGAGAUAAAAUAAUGUGUAGGUGCAUGCAUAAAAUCUUGGUCCACAAAAUGUAGAAGACCGACAUAUUGCAUUUAGAGUGACGUCACAUUCUUUUUUGAGUUAUUUUUAGCAAGCCCUUUAAUUUUAUAUCCAUAUUGUACGAGUGCAUAAAAAACUUAGUUCGCCAUAUUGGAUUUAGAAUGAGCUAACCAUAUAUUCUCAACCAUACUAAAGUUGUGUUCAAAAUUUCUUCAUAAUAAAAAAUAACUAAACUUUUUAUGGCUCGGCUCAGAGCCCUUUCGGCUUUUAGCCUUUAUGAAAAGACGCGAGCCUUUUCAAAAAGCUAUUCUUAUUAGGGCUCGAAGUUCUGAAAACGAAGACUCUUUUAUUUUAGAAUUAGAACCGAGGCUAAAGAGCUAUUUAGUCUUUUAGCUUUCAAGUGGCCUAAAAACAAAACGUCUUAAAAAAAAAAGAGUCAAAAUACUCGAGUUUUUUGGAACACAACUAAUCAAUAUUACCAAUAAUUCGAUUUUUAAAAAUUUUCUUUUUGUUUUGCUGCUUAUUAACGUCUCCACUAUAAACGCAAAUAAAUAUUUCACGGUUUCUGUAUUCGCGGCCCAUUUAAAGAACGUCCCGCAAAUAAAGAGUUUUUUCUAUAUACAUUUAUAGGUAAAUAAAAGAUUUCAGAGUCGACAAAUAUACUGUAUUUAAUCAAAUAAAUUAUAUUUAAAAUAAAAAAUAGAACCGACAAAUAAUUUCAUGUGUGGCGAGGAUAAAACAUUUAAAUAAUUAAAAUUGGACUAUAAUAAUAAUAAUUAAAAUACAUCCACCAUUAUAACUUUGCCGCACAAAGUCAUUUUCUUGUGCGUCUAUCAUAUACAACAAUAAGGAAUGGAAAAUAAAUUCAAUUAUAUCAUAAACAUCGAAAUGCUUUUGAAAUAUCGUACGACAAUUGUUCACUAUUGCAAAGAUUUAGUUACAAAAUAUCAAUCAUGUUCGCAUAAGUUUUUACAAACUUCAAGAUGGUGUAAUCUUUUUUUUGCGAGUGACUGUACUUACACAAAAUUUCUACAAUAGUAAAAUAUUGCGUCAUUAUUAGGGCUAGGAAUCCACUUACUUCGAUUCAUAGAACUGUUCUGAUAAGUUAUAAUAAGCAUGCAGACAUGAACGAAAAA